UCUGUAUUCCCAGGACUGUCCAGAGGAGAAGGUCCCAGAGAACCCUCAGAUGACAAAUCAGGGGGAAGAUCUGACUGAUAUUAAAGUGGAGGAUAAAGAAGAGAGGAUGAUGGACGAUCCACCACGUCGGAGUGAGGUGGAGGAGGACAUUCCAGGAGAUGUCACCACAGAAAAUCCCAGCAAGAAUUCUGAGGAAACAUUUUUAUCACUAAAGGAUGAAGAUAUCCUGCAGCGGUCUUCAGGAGAAAACAUCAUUACCAUUAAUGUACAUCCAGGACUUCACAAUAUAGAUAUAUCCUAUAAUCCUCCUAAUCAUGAGGGACCUUCUCCUGACCAAUCACAGAUUGUUACCACAAGUACAAGUCAGAAAGGGGGUGAAAGGUUUCACUUUGGUAUAGAGUCCACAAAAAGCUCAGGUCUUUUUACAUACAGAGGAAUUCCCACAUUAGAGAAGCCACAUUCAUGUUCAGAAUGUGGGAAAUGUUUUAAAUAUAAAUCACAUCUUGUUAUACAUGAAAGAUGUCACACAGGAGAGAUGCCAUAUUCAUGUUCAGAAUGUGGGAAAUAUUUUACAUAUAAAUCAAAGCUUGUUACACAUUUAAGAAGUCACACAGGAGAGAAGCCAUAUUCAUGUUCAGAAUGUGGGGAAUAUUUUACAUAUAAAUCAAAGCUUGUUACACAUUUAAGAAGUCACACAGGAGAGAAGCCAUAUUCAUGUUCAGAAUGUGGUAAAUGUUUUACACAAAAAUCAUAUCUUCUUACACAUGAGAGAUGUCACACAGGAAAUAAACCAUGUUCAUGUUCAGAAUGUGGGAAAUGUUUUACAGACAAAUCAACUCUUGUUAAACAUCAGAGAAGUCACACAGGAGUGAAACCAUAUUCAUGUUCAGAAUGUGGGAAAUGUUUUGCAGAAAAAUCACAUCUUUCUACACAUAAGAGAAAUCACACAGGAGAGAAACCAUAUUCAUGUUCAGAAUGUAGAAAAUGUUUUACACAAAAAUCACAUCUUCUUAGACAUGAGAGAUGUCACACAGGAAAGAAACCACAUUCAUGUUCAGAAUGUGGGAAAUAUUUUACAGAAAAAUCAUCGCUCUUUAGACAUUUAAGAAGUCACACAGGAGAGAAACCAUAUUCAUGUUCAGAAUGUGGGAAAUGUUUUACACAAAAAUCACAUCUUCUUAGACAUGAGAGAUGUCACACAGGAAAGAAGCCAUAUUCAUGUUCAGAAUGUGGGAAAUAUUUUACACAAAAAUCAUCGCUCUUCACACAUUUAAGAAGUCACACAGGAGAGAAACCAUAUUCAUGUUCAGAAUGUGGGAAAUGUUUUACAUGGAAAUCAUAUCUUGUUAACCAUAAGAGAAUUCACACAGGAGAGAAGCCUUAUUCAUGUUCAGAAUGUGGGAAAUGUUUUACAUGGAAAUCAGAUCUUGUUACACAUAAGAGAAAUCACAGGGAGAAACCAUAUACAUGUUCAGAAUGUGGGAAAUAUUUCACACAGAAAUCACAGCUUGUUACACAUUCAAGAAGUCACACAGGGGAGAAGGCAUAUUCAUGUUCAGAAUGUGGGAAUUGUUUUACACAAAAAUCAGAUCUUGUUAGACAUGAAAGAUACCACACAGGGGAGAAACCAUAUUCAUGUUCAGAAUGUGGGAAAUGUUUUACACAAAAAUCAGGUCUUGUUAAACAUAAAAGAUGCCACACAGGGGAGAAACCAUAUUCAUGUUCAGAAUGUGGGAAAUGUUUUACACAAAAAUCACAUCUUCUUACACAUAACAGAUGUCACACUGGAAAGUAGCCAUAUUCAUGUUCAGAAUGUGGGAAAUAUUUUACACACAUAACAGCUUGUGACAC
Messenger RNA from Bufo bufo (common toad), 1851 nucleotides. RefSeq names its product gastrula zinc finger protein XlCGF57.1-like. Bases 50 to 1795 code for a protein of 581 amino acids. Lineage: Eukaryota; Metazoa; Chordata; Amphibia; Anura; Bufonidae. The transcript is spliced from 3 exons. Gene Ontology annotation, molecular function: RNA polymerase II cis-regulatory region sequence-specific DNA binding; DNA-binding transcription factor activity. The record is from RefSeq and is a predicted model, not a curated record. Gene Ontology annotation, biological process: regulation of transcription by RNA polymerase II.